GCCAAGCAGGUCAAGGUGCUGGCGACCUCCCCGACUGGCGCCGUGGCGAUCAACGUCUCGCUGGAGGGCCGGGAGCACCGGGAGCGCGCCAAGACCGCCAAGACGUUGCGUGGCCGCAGCCGCGGCAGCCGCCAGGGUGACAACGCGGACAUGAUGCACGCGCUGGACAGGAGGCUGGCGCGGAUCGAGCGGCUGUUGUCGAAG
Molecule: messenger RNA, 204 nt
Organism: Prorocentrum cordatum
Lineage: Eukaryota; Dinophyceae; Prorocentrales; Prorocentraceae
Source: the annotation of a GenBank genome assembly